This is a messenger RNA of Diatraea saccharalis (sugarcane borer), 1200 nucleotides long. The record is from the annotation of a GenBank genome assembly. NCBI's taxonomy places the organism in Eukaryota, Metazoa, Arthropoda, Insecta, Lepidoptera, Crambidae.
AGCAGAUCAGAGUUCACAUCACAUCAAAGCGACUAUUAAAUUAUAUUUUUCGUUUGACAGAGAAGAGCGUGCAAAGUAUAUUCGUUUUUUAACUAAAGGAAAAAAAUGUGUGGUCGAAGUGCUUUAUCUUUGAGCAAAUCCGAGAUUCAAUGCGCUUGUAGUUAUAAACAUAAAGGUGUAAACACAUACAUUAAACCACAAUGGUUACCAGAGCAUAAUGAUGGCAAAGACUACUCUCCCUCUUUUAAUAUUGUUCCUUCUGAUGUCACUCCAGUCUUAGUUUCGGGUACUAAGUAUAGAAAUGCUGUUAAAACCUCUAGAGUUCUCAAACCUAUGAUGUGGGGUAUCAUUCCUCCGUGGCAAAAGAGUGAUUACAAAAACCACAACAUUAGUACUAAUAACUGUCGCAUAGAAAACAUUACAAAUUCAAAACUAUAUGGUCCUAUUUUAAAAAAUGGAGGUAGAUGUGUCAUUGUUGUUGAAGGAUAUUAUGAAUGGCAAACAACAAACAAAGCAACAAAAACCAAACAACCUUACUAUGUAUAUGCCCAACAAAGAGCUGGAGUUCAGGUUGAUGAUUCAAAAACUUGGAACAAUACUUAUGAUGAUGAAGAUGGAUGGAAAGGCAUAAAACUUCUUCACAUGGCAGGUCUCUAUAAUAUUUGGGAGAAUGAUGAUCAAAUUAUAUAUGCAUAUUCUGUAAUCACCAUGGAAUCUAAUGACAAAAUUAAUUGGCUCCACCACAGGAUGCCUGCAGUUUUGGACACUGAUGAAUUGAUAGAGGCAUGGUUAGAUAUUGAUAAUGUGCCGUCAUAUACAGCUCUUUCCCUUUUAAAACAAGUCAACAUAUUAUGCUGGUAUAGAGUAUCAACACUAGUUAAUAACUCGAGAUAUAAAGAAAAUAAUUGUAAUAAAAGAAUACCAGAGGAUAAAAAAGAUAUAAAAAUACAGAAAACUCUGAAUUCAUGGUUAACUAAACGCGACAGAAAGCAAGAUGAUGAUAACUAUCAGUCUGUACCGGCUAAAAAACAAAAACGUUAAUUUAAACUUAUUCAUUUUUUUAUUGAUAAUCAAUUAUGGCUAGGGAAAACAUCACAGGAGCAAGUGUUGUGCCCGUCUGAAGAUGGCGUUAGGAACGUAAAUAUUUUUGUUGAAGUGUAUGUAGUCUGAUGAUAAUAUUAAUAACGUACCUUUCUAAUC